UUGGUCACUGACUGGUGGGCCGAGUUCUCAAUUUCUUAUCCCCUUGUGCGUCUUCGGUUGCUAUCCCCGCCUCCGCGGCAUCCCGUCGAGCAACCAUGGCGGCGGCGGUAACCCUCCUCCGCCUUCCUCUCGCCCGUCUCUCCUACCACCUCCGCUCCGUACCUUCCUCUCGUCUCCCGCCCCCUCGCCUCCGUAUCUUGACCUCCCAUCGCUUUUUCUCCUCCCUGGACCACGGCUCCGCCUCCGCCUCCGCCUCCGCAGCCGUGGCCGAGGUUGUAGGCGUGCCGGACGCGGAGGAGUCGGUAGAGGAGGAAUCUGCGGCCGAGGCUGAGGCUGAGGCUGAAUCUGAGGCGCCCAGGUCGUUCGUGCUUCCGCGGCUACCGCGGCCGAAGCUGAGCGUGAAGGAGCGGAAGGAGCUGGCCUCGUACGCGCACGGCCUCGGCAAGAAGCUCAAGUCGCAGCAGGUCGGCAAGAGCGGCGUCACACCCAACCUUGUCUCCGCCUUCAGUGACAACCUCGAGUCCAACGAGCUCCUAAAGCUAAAAAUUCAUGGGAACUGCCCUGGGGAGCUACCUGAUGUGAUACUUCAACUUGAAGAGUCGACAGGAUCCAUUGCUGUUGAUCAAAUUGGCCGCUCUGUUAUUCUGUAUAGGCCUAGCACCAGCAAGAUGAAAAAGAAACAACAAGUUGCUGAAAAUGCUAGGAGAUUUUCAAGACCUGAAGAAGGAAAUGCUAGGAGGUUUGUAAAAUCUGAAGAAUCAUUUGAAGAACGCCUUAGAAACAGCUCAGGCAGAAGAUUUGUUGGAUCUGGAUCUACAUUUAGGGGUCAACAGAACAGGAGAUCAAUGGCAUCCAAGGGGUCUUCAUAUAGCCGAGGAUAGCAGUGGCACAAAACGCUAUAUUCUUGUUUUCCGUGUUAUCUGGACUCCGGACCCUGGAUUGAUCAUGUAAAAUUUUAGACAAACUAAUUGGAAUACAAUGCUACUGUUUAAUUCUUGUUUUGACCAGUAAAUUACGGUUUCAGGUCUCA
Messenger RNA from Sorghum bicolor (sorghum), 1030 nucleotides. RefSeq lists its product as uncharacterized. Gene Ontology annotation, cellular component: chloroplast. The record is from RefSeq and is a predicted model, not a curated record. Gene Ontology annotation, molecular function: RNA binding. The coding region runs from base 96 to 881 and encodes 261 amino acids. Lineage: Eukaryota; Viridiplantae; Streptophyta; Magnoliopsida; Poales; Poaceae. The transcript has 2 exons.